AUGACACUACCAUCCGAACGAACCGGAAUCAUUACAAUCGAUGAAUUUGCUCAUGCAUGUAGUAUGGGUCAAAUAUUACCUAUAUUGAUAAAAAAUUCAGCUGUCAUAACAACACUUAGUCAAUCAAAUAUUCAAUCAUUUCAAAUAAUAUAUCAACAAUCAAGAUUAAUACCAGAUCGUGAAACUGCAUUAAAAUGUUUACGAUCACUUUAUUAUCGUAUGGAAAAUAAAUUAGAAACAAAUCAAAAUCAAAAUCAAAAUAAUAAUAAUUUUGGUUUUAUUCUUCCAGCACAAUAUCUACAUAUUGUAUCAAUAUUGUUAAAUGAUCAUCAUCAUCAUCAUCAUCAUAAAGAUAAUCGAUUAUUACAUAUUGCACCAGAUACAAUUGGAUCAUCAUUUUAUUCGAUAAUAACAGCCAUACCAGUUCGUAAAUCAUUUCCAUUUCGGAAAACAUUUGGAAAAUUUGUUUCGAUACUAGUUUCAUCGGGCAUAAUAACCAAUUGGAAAAAUAUCGAAUAUUCACAAAUACGAAAAUCAUUCAAUCGUUACGUUCAUUCAUCGAUAAUAAACGACGAUAAUCCUCAUCAUGAUCAUCAUCAUCAUCAUAAUAAUAAAAUAAUGAUGAUGAUCGAUCUAACAUUUCAAAUUGUUUCCAUUUCUGUUAGUCGUCAUUUGUACAGUAUUUUCUAUUUUUAUCUUUUAAUGAUAUCAUUAUCGUUUAUUAUAUUUAUUGUUGAAAUAUUGCAAUUCAUAGCUAUCAAUAAUCGAUUGUUUCGAUAG
Molecule: messenger RNA, 780 nt
Organism: Dermatophagoides pteronyssinus (European house dust mite)
Lineage: Eukaryota; Metazoa; Arthropoda; Arachnida; Sarcoptiformes; Pyroglyphidae
Cellular component (GO): membrane
Molecular function (GO): ligand-gated monoatomic ion channel activity
Source: RefSeq, a predicted model, not a curated record